Molecule: messenger RNA, 1899 nt
Organism: Oxyura jamaicensis (ruddy duck)
Lineage: Eukaryota; Metazoa; Chordata; Aves; Anseriformes; Anatidae
Product: TBC1 domain family member 24-like
Exons: 3
Coding region: 420-1379 (319 amino acids)
Source: RefSeq, a predicted model, not a curated record
AAGAGAAAACUUGUACAGAAGGAUGGAUGGAGGAAGAUUCAGAAGGAGUGGGAGAAGGAGACGACAAAGGCUGCCCAGAAUUUUUCUGAAUUUUCUUGGGCUCUUCUCCUUUGGCAAGUGGAGAAUGACAGAAAAAUGUUAACAGAGCUACGUUGACUCUGCAGUGGGCUGGUAUCCCACCCUUACUCCUUUGCAGAUCCCGAAGACGUGCUCUCAAGGAAGCAUUGUUUCUAAAUGCCAUAAAAUAGCCUGCUUUCAGGUCUGAAGUGGGGACAACAUGUUGCCUCCUUUAAUUACAGCCUGAGAAUUAAUUUCAUAUGUGGAAGAACACAACAAAAAGAAAAGGAAAAUCUGCAAGACAUUUAAUGAUGAAAUAGUCUCAGUUCUCAUUAUUUUUCUCAUAUGCUUCUCCUCAAGCCAUGGAUGAAUACAGCUGCUUUGUGGAUUGGGACAAAAUGGAUGUUACUGUCCAGAGCCAGGAUGCAAAGGACCUGACCUGCACGGAGUUCCAGGAACUCAAGCAGCUGGCCCGACAAGGCUACUGGGCCAAGAACCAUUCUCUGAGAGCCAAAGUGUACCACAAGCUGAUUAGCAACAUCCCAUGCCGCACGGUGACCCCGGACGCAAAUGUUUACCGCGACAUUGUUGUGAAGAUUGUUGGAAAACGUAACAGUAGCUCCCUACCACUGCCAGAGUUUGACGACAGCCUGGUCCCUACGUACUGCUUGAAUGCUGAAGGCAUUGGGGCAGUCAGGAAGAUUAUUUUGUGCAUUGCAAAUCAGUUCCCAGACAUAUCGUUUUGCCCAGCACUGCCUUCAGUGAUAGCUUUGCUCCUUCACUACAGCAAGGAUGAGGCAGAGUGCUUUGAACAGGUUUGCCGCAUCCUUGCUUGCAACGACCCUUCGAAGCGGCUCAUUGAUCAGACGUUCCUAGCCUUUGAGUCCUCGUGCAUGACUUUCGGGGACCUGGUUAACAAGUACUGCCAGGCAGCACACAAGCUGAUGGUGGCAGUGUCCGAGGAUGUGUUAGAGGUGUACUCUGACUGGCAGCGGUGGCUCUUCGGAGAGCUGCCCAUGGUAUACAUCGCUCGGGUCUUUGAUGUGUUUCUGGUGGAGGGCUACAAAGUUCUCUAUCGCGUUGCACUGGCUAUUCUGAAAUCUUUUCACAAAGUCAGGGCUGGGCAGCCCAUGGAGUCUGACAGCAUACAGCAGGAUAUUCGAGCUUUUGUGAGAGACAUUGCGAAGUCAGUGUCUCCAGAGAGGCUUCUGGAAAAGGCCCUUGCUAUCCGCCUUUUCUCACGGAAGGAGAUCCAGCUGCUGCAGAUGGCCAACGAGAAGGCUUUACAGCAGAAGGGCAUCACAGUCAAACAGAAAAGGUAGGGGUCUCCCCACAGGUAGUCCGAGUGAUCUCCACUCCUGAGAUCCUGAGCUUUUCUCAGUCUGAUGAACAGUCCGCUAGUCUUGCGUGCCUGGUGGGGGAGAAGAGCUCUGCUGGUGCAUGCUGAUACCUCUGCUGACUUUUUCUGUGUGGACUUGGUUAGAAAAAGUCAGCAGCCCAAAACUUCAGAGUUGCUGGGACUGAGCUGAGAAGUGUGAUGAAUUCAUAAUUACUUUUUAUGGGUAUAUGUUGAUUGCAAAUACUGCAUCUCAAAAGUGUCUAUCACAGGCUGAUUUUAAACCAAAAGGCAUGUUAUUAAAGCUGGAAAAACACUGGUAACUUACUGGGAAGAGAAGUACCCAAAUAAAUACGAAGAAUCUUAAGAUGAGAUUAUUAGUAUAAAACAUGAAUUUCGUGCCGUCCAGUACUGUGAACCCAGGUGCUUCAUUACUGCAAGUAGGCAAACAGUGUCUGAGGUGGGCAUGUUUUCCUCACCUAGGGAGUUGAUUUUGUAAUAGGGAA